Molecule: messenger RNA, 1620 nt
Organism: Aspergillus campestris IBT 28561
Lineage: Eukaryota; Fungi; Ascomycota; Eurotiomycetes; Eurotiales; Aspergillaceae
Product: MDR family MFS transporter
Exons: 4
Coding region: 1-1620 (539 amino acids)
Biological process (GO): transmembrane transport
Molecular function (GO): transmembrane transporter activity
Source: RefSeq, a predicted model, not a curated record
AUGGCCUCGGAAAGUCUCCACAAUGCUCCUCCGCAUUCCCAGGAAGUACUGGGAGUGGAGGAUGCGAGCAAGCAAGAAACCGCGUCUAGGACAGACAAUCCGCCUACUAAUGAGCCCGGUGGCGGGUUCACGUUGCUUAUGACUGUUGUCGCUUUGGCACUGAGCAUGUUUCUGACCAUUGUCGCCACAGCCAUCCCAAAGAUCACAGACGAGUUUGGCGGAAUCCAGGACGAGGCAUGGUACGGAUCAGCUUUUUUUGUCACGCUGGGGAGCUUUCAAGCGGCAUGGGGGAAGGCCUACAAGUAUUUUCCGCUCAAGAUAUCCUUCCUGGUGUCAAUCUUCCUCUUCGAGGUUGGCAGUUUGAUCUGCGGUGUCGCACCGAAUAGCAUGGCGCUCAUCAUCGGACGCGCCAUCACAGGUGUCGGCGGCGCUGGAAUCUCGUCAGGGGCCUUCACCAUCAUCGCGUUAUCCGCGCCCCCAAAGCAGCGCCCCGCAUAUAUUGGAAUAUUAGGUGCCUCGUACGGCGUCGCCGCGGCAAUUGGACCGCUCGUUGGCGGAGCGUUUACAACCCAUGCUUCUUGGCGAUGGUGUUUCUAUAUCAAUCUCCCCGUCGGCGGAGUGGCCGGUGCCAUCAUCCUCUUCUUCUACCGGCCUCCACCUCCGUUGCCCUUCCUGGAUGCGCCGCUGAAAGAGAAGAUACUCCAGAUGGACCUCCUGGGGACCCUGAUUCUCGUUGCGUCGAUGGUCUGCUACGUCCUUGCCCUGCAGUGGGGUGGUGCCUCGCGGUCCUGGGACGAUUCCACCGUAAUUGGCACCCUGGUGGGGUUUGUCGUGCUGCUGGCGGUCUAUGCCACGGUACAAUGGGUCCAAAAAGAGCGCGCCGCCAUGAUUGGACGCCUGUUCCGCCGAAAUGUCGUGAUCAUGAUGGUAUACAUUGACCUGCUCGCGGGCACCUUUUUCCUGCUGGUCUACUACCUGCCUAUCUACUUCCAGGUGGUGUCGGGGGCCUCGGCAGCCCAGAGCGGCAUCCGCAACCUGCCGUUGAUUCUAGCCCAGAGUGCAUCGACCGUCAUCUCUGGGGUGAUGCUCAGUAAGGUCGGAUAUCCCCAACCAUUCCUCCUCGCCGGGGGAGUGCUCACCGCAAUUGGGUCGGGCUUGCUGUACACACUUGAGAUUCACACCGGCUCGGGCAAAUGGAUAGGUUACCAGUUGCUGGCUGGUUUUGGCGUUGGCUGGUGCUUCCAGGUGCCAGUGGUGACGGCCCAAGAGUCCGUCGCGCCGGAGGACCUGCCGUCGGUGACGGCAAUGGUAUUGACUGUGCAGACGCUCGGGGGAUCCUUAUUCGUGUCGGCCGGCCAGUCCGCCAUGGUCAAUGUUCUUCUCCAGACCCUCCGGCGGGAGACGGCCACCGUCGACGCCCUGCAGGUCGCCAUGACUGGGGCCACGGAGCUCCGAGACAGGUUUUCUGUCGCCCAGAUGAAGUUCAUUCUGACGGCGUAUAUGAAAGGUAUCCAAACGGCAUUUCUGGUAGCGGUAGUCGCGUCCAGCGUGGCCACCGUGGUCUGUUUGGGGACACGGUGGAUCAAAUUAUCGGGCCAAACUACUGCGGUGGCGGCAUAA